Seriola dumerili (greater amberjack) is the source of this 4962-nucleotide messenger RNA. Its product is annotated as lactase-phlorizin hydrolase-like. Gene Ontology annotation, molecular function: lactase activity. Bases 1 to 4962 code for a protein of 1653 amino acids. The record is from RefSeq and is a predicted model, not a curated record. The transcript is spliced from 15 exons. Lineage: Eukaryota; Metazoa; Chordata; Actinopteri; Carangiformes; Carangidae. Gene Ontology annotation, biological process: carbohydrate metabolic process.
AUGACCUCAUCUGAGCGAGAUGCUUUCCUCAUGGAAUCCUUCCCUGCUGACUUCCAAUGGGCCACCUCCAGUGAGUCCUUCAAAGUUGAAGGUGGCUGGUCAGAAGGUGGAAAGGGAGAGACCAUUUGGGACCGCUUUGGUCACGAAGGCCUGGCCAGUGUGAAUCAGACAGCUGAUCUAGCUUGUGACAGUUUCCACAAGGUGGAUUACGAUGUCUACCUCCUGAGAGGUCUUCAUGUCAACAACUACCAGUUUUCCAUCUCCUGGGCUCGUAUUUUCCCCUCAGGCCACAGAGGCAGCCAAUCAGAAAAAGGGGCUGUCUACUAUGACAAGCUCAUCAAUGCACUCAUUGAAUCUGGCAUACAACCUGUGGUCACUCUCUACCACUGGGAUCUGCCUCAGGCACUUCAGGACUAUGGUGGAUGGACCAACACUUCCAUUGUUGAAGCCUUCAAGGACUAUGCAGACUUUUGCUUCUCCAGGUUUGGAGACAGGGUCAAGACCUGGAACACAUUCAGUAGCCCCUGGGUGGUGAGCCAUGCUGGCUAUGGCACUGGCAAACACCCCCCUGGAGUAAAGGACUAUGUGGUUGCAUCCUAUCAGGUCACUCACAAUCUGCUCAAGUCCCAUGCUGAGGCCUGGCAUGUCUACAAUGACAAGUACCGGAUGAAACAAGGAGGGAAAGUGGGCAUUGCAUUGAACUCUGACUGGGCUGAGCCCAUGGACCCGUCCAGACCUGAAGACAUAGCAGCUGCAGAUCGCUACCUGCAGUUCAUGCUGGGCUGGUUUGCACAUCCCAUAUUUGUAGAUGGAGAUUAUCCUGCAACACUCAAGACUCAGGUUGAAGAGAAAAGAAGAGAGUGUCCCCACUCUGAGCCUGCAAGACUUCCAGUUUUCACUUCUGAAGAGAGAAAGAGGAUACAUGGAACAGCUGACUUUUUAGGGUUAAACCACUAUACCUCCCGUUUGGUCAACAAGAGUGAUGGAGGCUGCACCCCUGGUAUUCAGGGGGUUGGUGACCUCCAGGCACAUGUGGACCCAUCAUGGUCCUCUACAGCUUCUGACUGGAUAUAUUCAGCACCAUGGGGUCUCCGAAGGCUUCUAAACUACAUUUCCGCAGAAUACUUGAAUGUUACCAAAGUGCCUAUCCACAUAACUGGGAAUGGGAUGCCUACUGAGCACAGCGGGGACACUUUCAAUGACACCAGCAGAAUAGAGUACAUGAGGAGUUACAUCAAUGAGGCCUUGAAAGCUAUACAUUUGGAUGGAGUAAAUGUGCAGCAGUUUACUGUCCAGUCACUCAUGGAUGGCUUUGAGGGUCCACAAGGAUACAGUAAACGCUUUGGACUCCACCAUGUCAACUUUGACCUGCCUGACAGACCCAGGACUCCAAAGCAAUCUGCCUACUUUUACUCCCAAGUCAUUGAGAAAAAUGGUUUUGCUUCCAAAAGCCUGAUGGUACCUGCACCAGAACUGAAAAACAUAAGGUCAAAUAAAGUUUCCUCAAUGCCACCCUCCACCGUCCCAUCACAAGCCAUGGAUGUCUGGAGGAAAUUCUCAAAACAAAGCAAAUUUCAGAGAAAACUCUACCACUAUGGUACCUUCCCAAAAGGCUUCAGUUGGGGAGUAUCGUCAUCAGCUUACCAGAUUGAAGGUGGCUGGAAUGCAGAUGGGAAGGGGACCAGCAUCUGGGAUACAUUCACCCAUAAACCUGGCAGUAUUCCUGGUAAUCCCAGUGGAGAUGUGGCCUGUGACAGCUACCACAGACUUGAUGAAGACCUCUACAUGCUACGAGCUCUGAGGGUGAAGUCCUACAGAUUCUCUCUGUCCUGGUCCAGGAUCUUUCCUGAUGGUCAGCGUACCUCACUGAACCAGAGAGGUGUUGACUACUACAAUAGACUCAUUGAUGGCCUCGUAGCGUAUAAUAUUACACCCACGGUGACACUCUAUCACUGGGACCUCCCUCAAGCUUUGCAGACCCUCGGUGGAUGGGACAAUGUAGAUAUGAUUAACAUUUUUAAUGACUUUUGUGACUUCUCCUUUGCCACCUUUGGAGACAGAGUGAAAUUUUGGAUCACCUUCAACCAGCCUCACACAAUUGCAUGGUCAGGAUAUGGACUUGGACAGAUUCCACCAAAUGUUAAAAAGCCAGGACUUGCUCCAUAUAGAGUUGCACACAACCUGAUAAAAGCUCACGCCAAGGCCUACCACACAUAUGACAAUAAGUAUCGCAAAUCCCAAGGUGGUCUAGUAUCCAUUGCCCUAAAUGCUGAUUGGAUUGAACCUAAAGAUGUUAACGUUCCCAGAGAAGUGGCGGCUGCUGACCGUGCUCUUCAGUUCCAACUGGGCUGGUUUGCACACCCUAUUUUCAAGAAUGGUGACUAUCCUGACGCAAUGAAGUUGCAAGUUGGAAACAAAAGUGAACUCCAAGGUCUUUCAGAGUCAAGACUACCUUCCUUCACUGAGGAAGAAAAGAGCUUCAUCAGGGGAACUGCUGACAUGUUCUGUGUAAAUCACUAUACUACAAAGAUUGCACGUCAUGCUACCUUGAGACUUACCCCACAAUCUUAUGAAUAUGACCGGGAUUUGUCAGAAGCAGAGGAAGGUGAUUCACCAACUACUGCCAUCAGUAAGCAGAGAGCUGUAGCAUGGGGCUUGAGGAGACUCCUAAACUGGAUCAAAGAGGAGUAUGGAGAUCCAGAGAUUUACAUUACUGAGAAUGGAGUAGCUACAGAUAUUAAGACCACAGUUGAUGACACGGACAGAGUAUUUUACCACAAGACCUAUGUUGAUGAGGCUUUAAAAGCUCAUAAUCUUGAUGGUGUGAAGGUGAAAGGAUACAUAGCAACAUCUCUCAUGGAUUCUUUUGAGUGGCUUAAUGGGUACAAAAUUGGAUUUGGCCUGCACCAUGUGGACUUCACCAAUUCAAACCGGCCAAGGACACCCAAACGCUCAGCUCACUAUUAUUACCAGGUCAUGAGGGACAAUGGCUUCCCAUUACCAGAUGAUGAGAAGAUGCUUUAUGGACAGUUUCCCAAAACCUUUAACUGGAGUACUGCCAGUGCUUCUUACCAGAUCGAAGGGAGCUGGAGAGCCCUUGGAAAGGGACUAAGUAUCUGGGACAAGUUUGCCCAUACUCCUUUGAGAGUGGACAACAGUGACAAUGGCGAUAUUGCUUGUGAUAGUUACAAUAAAAUUGACAAGGAUGUGGAGGUGCUGAAGAAGUUGAAGGUAUCCCACUAUCGCUUUUCUGUAUCCUGGCCCAGGGUGCUUCCUGAUGGCACCAACAACCACAUUAAUGAAGCUGGGUUGAACUACUACCACAGAUUACUGGAUGCCUUGGAAGCUGCUAAUAUUCAGCCACAGGUCACGCUAUACCACUGGGACCUUCCCCUGGCUCUACAGAAAGUUGGAGGCUGGGAGAAUGAAACCAUUGUACACAGAUUCAGUGAUUAUGCUGAUGUUUUAUUCAGCCGACUUGGAAGCAGAGUGAAGUUCUGGAUCACUCUAAAUGAACCCUACAUUGUAGCCAACCUUGGUUACGGAUAUGGAACCUUUGCUCCAGGUAUUCUUUUGAGAUAUUCCCGUAAGCAGUAUAUUGCAGCUCACAACUUGAUCAAAGCCCAUGCUGAGGCUUGGCACCUCUACAAUGACAAGUACCGUGCAACACAGGGUGGCCUCAUCUCCAUUACCAUUAAUUCUGAUUGGGUGGAGCCACAGAACCCACACAAGCAGGAGGAUGUGGAUGCAGCCAAGCGAUAUUUGCAGUUCUUCAUUGGCUGGUUUGCUCAUCCCGUCUUUAAUGGUGAUUAUCCUGACUUAAUGAAAACAGUCAUUCGCAAAAGAAGCCUUGCUGCAGGUCUCCCUGAGUCACGGCUUCCGGAAUUCACUCCUGAGGAAAUCAAGAGGAUCAAAGGGACUCAUGAUUACUUUGGCUUUAACCAUUACACCACAGUUCUUUCAUCCCCUGUUGAUUUGGGAAAUCAGCAGGAUUAUGAAGGUGACAGGGGUACUAAAACCACACAUGACCGUACCUGGAUUGAAUCUGGCUCCUUCUGGCUGAAGAUCACUCCAUUUGGAUUCAGGAAAAUCCUCAAGUUCAUCAAGGAUGAGUAUGGAAACCCGCCCGUCUAUGUCACAGAGAAUGGGAUCUCAGAGAGAGGAGCAGUGGACUUGAAUGACAUCCACAGAACACACUAUUAUGAGAACUACAUUAACCAGGCACUGAAAGCCUGUGUUGUGGAUGGAGUCGACCUGAGAGGCUACACAGCCUGGUCAUUAAUGGACAACUUUGAGUGGGCUGCAGGCUACUCUGAGCGAUUUGGACUUUUCUAUGUGAACCGCUCCGACCCCACGCUUCCUCGCAUCCCUAAAAACUCAGCCUCUCGCUAUGCCUCCAUCAUCAACUGCAAUGGCUUCCCAGAUCCAGCCCUUGGGCCCCAUGAGUGUUUGAACCCUGAAACUGAAGAGAACACUGCUCCUGCAACUGUUCCCGUUAUGCCUCCGAACAUGGUGGACUUCUUGAGUCUGGAGCUUUCAUCUCAUGAUGCUGAAGUAGCACUUUACAUCAUCUUUGUGUUUCUUCUUCUCAAAAUCACUGGUAAAAGAGUGUCAGAGGCCUGGAGGAGCCAGUCAGACAAGGCCCUGCAUGUCUUUCCCACUCAAUACCAUGAUCCACACAAACAGCUCUUCUUUGACAAAGGAGUUAGCAGGGCAACUGCACAUCCUCUUCGCACUCCUGCUGGGAUACCUACGUCUGGUCUCCAGGGUGACCCGUCUUCUCAACAGGAUAUACGCAUUAACUCACGCUCUGAUCAACAAGGGGUCCGUUCAAUAUCUGAAACCCCAGAGUCUGUCCGGAUGGGCGUGGUUGGCUGGAGCACUUCAAAGGGCAUGCGGCAGGAUGGCACACAACAGCUGGCAUACAGCUUGGCUUACAGACUGUUCACCAAUGUUUACUGA